UUUUUUAUUGUUAUUAAUGAUUAAUAUGAUGUUUGUGUGUGUGUGUUUGUUUUAACGUUACUUUUGUUUCAAAAUCAAAGUAAAUUAGCUUAAGUAUUGUGUUUUAGGUUUUAAAUCAAUUUAAUUGGGUUAUAAUUUUCUUAGGUCCUUAACGUUUGCGCUUCCUAAUGUUCUCGCAGCGUGUUAGAAUGGUGUUUCAUUUUUGAAUCCGCGAUCUUGUAACGUUAAUUAGAGUGGGGGAACUCGAUUCACGUAUUGCGAUUUAGUCUUCUAGUGAUUUGCAUCGAUUAAAACAUUUGAAAAAAUAUAUAGAAAUUUUUGGUUAACGUUAAUAUAAAAAUAACAAGAAUAGUAAUGUUGUCGAAACAGAAAGGCGGAACUCAGGCGGACGGUGCAGUAAGUUACCCGGACAUCUUUAGAGAGUGCAAACCUCACGCGCAACAGCACUGGAGGUAACAAAAACAUAUGCCUCGAUGCACUAUGUCUCAUUUUUAAUUGCAGCUUCAAAUAAAUAAUUCACCCGCACCAUCAUUUUCGCAUGGUUCUCACGCAAACGCCAAGGCCAGUUCAUAUCGCGUGCCUGAGCAGCGCGUCGCGAGAGCCCGUCAACACCGGUUUUGUUUAAAGCGCGGAUUUACAUCUUUGUGUCUCCAUUAACGUUAGAUGAUAAUGUAUGGAUGGUUUACUUUCAACGGCAAAUUUGGUGUUAAAGAUGAUGCUGAAGGAGAUGCUUGCUAAAGUGGAGUGUAGAGGAGCACAGAAGUAUGUAGUAGUACCUCAGACUGAAGAAAGGUUUGAUUUUGAGAGAUUUCUUCAACAAAUAACAGAGAAAUUCAGUUUGCUGCCUGAGACAGAGGGUCCUAUCACCAUAACUGAUGAAUCUGGAACAGAAGUAGAUAGGGAUGUCUUUGAUGAGCUUGUAAAGUCAGGUGUCCUCUCCUUCAAGGCCUUGGCUGGACACCCAGUAAUUGAUCUACAGAUUGAACUGGUCGCUGAUGAAUCAUGUUCAUCAGCUGUGCCCAACAUUUCAUAUCAGCCAGAUGCAUCAUGUUCUUCGGAUUCAUCCGUGGUCGUGGGAUCAGUAAAAAAGAAGAUGAUCUCAGCUGGUCCCAUAGAUCGGAAUGAAGCCAAACAGAUGGUUGAGACUAUUCUGAAGACCAAUUCCAAGGGUGAUGAAAUCUUCAUGGAAUAUGAAAAAACAAAAACAUUGUCAGAUGCAAAGCGGAAAUUAAUGGUGAACAUACUAGUUGCCGAUAUGAUUGAAUCACAUGGGAGGAUCCCACAUUCAAUUGUGCGUUGUAACUAUGCAUUAGGGAUUGUGACACUCUUUCCACAUCUUCUGGAUCCAUACUCUAAAACCGGAUAUGAACACUACUAUGACCCUCAGGGUAAUACAGGUUAUCUGGCAUGGAGGAUCAAGACAGUUCUGCGCAACACAUCAGUGGGCUCUCGCUGCAAUUCCAAGCCUGUUCAUUUGGAUGGCCCAAAAACCAGAAGAGAAUCACUCUUAAUUGGUGAACAGUUCGAUGGAGAAGAAUGCAGAGAGGCAUUAUCUACAAUGAUUCACUCGACAGAUGAACAUGUGGUCAAAGCAAAAAUGAGAUCAACUUUUGAAUACAGACAGAAGAUUGUUCAUGAUGAAGAUGCUUCAAUUUCAGUCUUGGAUGUCUUUCCUCGUUUUCUAGAUGUUCCCGGAUUGAUUGAGCAGGAUUUCAUCUUGAUGUUUGGAGAAGACAUGUCUGGAAAAUUCUUGGCAAGGUGGCCUACAUAUUUCAAGUCAAAAGUCAUUGCGGACUGCAGGACUCUACUGCCAAAUGCAUAUGUUGAGGAACUUCUGUCAGCACUUGAACCUGAGAAUAACUUUGGAUGGGAUAGUGAAAUGUCAGCAAUUCUUCUGUUACUCCAUCUUCUACCCCCAACUUCAAGAGGGCAUAAGAAAACAGCCAAGAUUAGUUCAGCUCAAGCUGCAAACAAUCUUGUAAAGUAUCUUAAGGAAGGAGUUAGUCUCAGUACCUUCCUUAAGCUGUCUGAUGCAAAACAGCCCUUUCUUCUUUGCACUGGUGAGCACAAGAAUAAAAUCAGAAGAUUCUACAUUGUGAUUGACCAAAAGGCUGUACCAUGCAGGGCUCAGACAUCUGUAGCUGCCUUUGAUGAGCUCUUCAAGGUUCACUACGUUUUCAGCCUUUCCUAUGAUGAAGCCCUCACCAAUUUUUAUACAUUUGUUCAAACCACAAUCUAUGACAUUGAUGUCGGAAGGGCAAAGGAGAGCCCACGUGUGAAGGAAGUUAGAGCACGACUGCUGUCACUGGAAGCUUGAACAGACCAGCUUUGUUUACCUCUGUCAAGAGAUGUUCACUUGUUUUGUUUGCAAAGUGAAUCAAAAAGACUGUUUUCAACUUUGUCAACAUUUAAAGUUUCACCAUGGUUUAUAUCCUGCUAAAACAUUGCGUUUGAAAUGCGGAGAACCAGGAUGUCUUUUAACUUUUUGUACAUACAAUGGCUUUAGAAAGCACCUCAACACUGUGCAUAGAUUUUCUGCCUGUCAACAAGUGGAUACAAACCAGAAUUUCAAUCCUCAAAGAGAGAAUGAAGAGGAAGUUUUAAGUUGUGGGGCAUCUUGUACAUCUUCCGAGACUAACCUGCAGGUUCCUACUACUUCACAAUGUGUUCCUAAACAGCAGCUGUCAUCAAUGUGCGGUUCAGUUGUUGCACAUUUGCAGGCUUCAGGUCUCUCCGAAAGCACUGUUCAAACAAUAGUUUGUUCUAUGGAAGAAGUUAUUAAUGAUGUUCAAAGUCAAGCACGAGAAGCAGUUUUGACAUCUCUCUCACCUGAAACUCAGUUUUCUGACAUGUGUAAAAACAUUGAGCAGUCUUUUAAUCAACUGAACAAUCCCUUUUCAGAGCUCAACACAGAGGCAAAGAGGCACAAAUAUUUUGAAGAAAAAUGGGAAAUAGUUGAGCCUGUGGAAUGUGUCCUUGGUGUAAGGUUGGAUGUACGCAGAGACAAAAGAAGUAGAAUUUACAGUCAAAUACCUGUAACAGACAAGUAUGUGUAUGUUCCUAUUCUGGGUACUCUCAAAUCUAUUUUUAAGAACAAAGAUGUGAGAGAGAGUUUCUUGAAAGAAAAACAUAGUAAAAAGGGUGUUUACAAGGAUAUUAACGAUGGCUCAUAUUUCCAAAAACAUGCAAUGUUUUCUCAACAAAAGCAUGCACUUCAAAUUCUUUUGUACUAUGACGAUUUUGAAACCGCAAACCCUUUAGGAUCGAAAAGGGGAGUCCACAAACUUGGAUGUGUUUAUUUUACUUUGAAAAAUCUUUCACCAAAGUGUAACUCUGUGUUAAUGAAUAUCCAUCUUGCGGCUCUUUUUUACAGUGAAGACUUAAAAACUUAUGGUUUUGAAAAGAUACUGAAACCUCUUAUUGAUGAUCUAAAAACUUUAGAAACUGAAGGCAUUCAGCUUCCUUUUUUUGAAAAUCCUUUGUUUGGUUCAGUAAUACAGGUGACAGGAGAUAAUCUUGCUUUAAAUGGUUUGUUAGGUUUUGUUGAAUCCUUUAGUGGAACACAUUUUUGUAGGUUUUGCUUGGUUUGUAAGGAUGAAGUUCAAACUGUGUUUACUGAGGAUCAUCCUCAACUUGUUUUACGUUCCAAAGAACUUCAUGCUGAACAUUGUCAGGCACUUAAUGAAACACUCCAUAUAGUGUAUGGUGUUAAAAAGUCUUGUGCGUUAAAUUCGUUAAAUUUUUUCCACAGCACAGACAACUUUACUGUUGAUAUUAUGCACGAUUUGUUGGAAGGAGUUGUGCAAUAUGAGCUUAAACUAGUUUUUCAGUACCUUGUGAAAAAGGGUUAUGUUACUACAAGUGCACUUUCAGACAGGUUACAGAGUUUCAGUUAUGGUUUUACAGAUCGUAAAAACAGACCAAGCAUUUUAAAAUUGGAUGAUAACAGCAAGCACCUGGGCUGGAAUGCUACCCAAUCGUGGUGUGUUUUACGCCACACUCCCCUUAUUUUUGGAGAUGUUGUUGAACGGGGUAACAGUUACUGGAACUUACUUCUCCUUCUCCUACAAAUUGUUAAUAUAGUGUUUUCACCCAUUGUGACAGAUGGAAUUAUAUCUUAUCUUAAACAUUUGAUCUUGGAUCACCAUAAUCUCUUCAAGUCACUGUUUCCAGAUAAAAUGUUAAUUCCCAAGCACCACUUAAUGAUACACUAUCCAAGAUGCAUGAAAAAAAUAGGCCCACUGAUUCAUGUGUGGUGCAUGCGAUUUGAAGCCAAGCACAAUUUUUUUAAAAGGUCUGUCAGAAAUUUCAAAAACUUAACCAAAUCAUUAGUAAAGCAACACCAGCGCCAAUUAGCUUUUCAUUUUGAAAACUAUAGCUUUAAGAGGUUUGAAUUUGGUCCUGUGAAGGUAAAAAAUGUUUGUUAUUUAGAAGGUGGGGAAAUUCUUUGCCAAACUUUAAAUUUGGACCCAUUUUCUGAAGUUUCAACCACUAGCUGGGUCAAAAGCUAUGGUACCGAAUACCAGCUAAAUUUGUUUGUCUGUACUGGAGUAUGUAAUGAACUUCCUGUUUUUAAAAAGAUCUGUACAAUUGUUAUUCAUAGACAGUGUGCUUUUUUUAUUGCAUGUGAUGUUAAUGUGUUGUAUUUUGAUGAGCACCUUAAUGCAUACUGCAUCGAGGAGAAUUUUGACAAUGUUUCAGUUGAAUGUAUUGAUGAACUGAAGUAUUUUAAGCCAUUUGAUAAAAUGUUUUCUAAUGGGGAUGAUAAAGAGUAUUUGGUUCCAUAUUGCUACAUUUUAGAUGUUGACUAAUAUUUAUUUAUUGUUAAACAAUAAAGUGUUUUCAAAAGUA
This is a messenger RNA of Misgurnus anguillicaudatus (oriental weatherfish), 4851 nucleotides long. RefSeq lists its product as uncharacterized. NCBI's taxonomy places the organism in Eukaryota, Metazoa, Chordata, Actinopteri, Cypriniformes, Cobitidae. The record is from RefSeq and is a predicted model, not a curated record.